Haliotis rufescens (red abalone) is the source of this 696-nucleotide messenger RNA. RefSeq names its product histidine-rich glycoprotein-like. The record is from RefSeq and is a predicted model, not a curated record. NCBI's taxonomy places the organism in Eukaryota, Metazoa, Mollusca, Gastropoda, Lepetellida, Haliotidae. The transcript has 4 exons. Bases 1 to 696 code for a protein of 231 amino acids.
AUGUACUACUUCGACUACAACUACUACCACAUGUACUACUUCCACUACAGCUACUUCCACAUAUACUACUUCCACUACAGCUACUACCACAUGUACUACUUCCACUACAGCUACUACCACAUAUACUACUUCCACUACAGCUACUACCACAUGUACUACUUCCAGUUCAGCUACUACCACAUAUACUACUUCCACUACAACUACUACCACAUGUACUACUUCCACUACAACGACUACCACAUAUACUACUUCCACUACAACUACUACCACAUCUACUUCCACAUAUACUACUUCCACUACAGCUACUACCACAUGUACUACUUCCACUACAGCUACUACCACAUAUACUACUUCCACUACAGCUACUACCACAUGUACUACUUCCAGUUCAGCUACUACCACAUAUACUACUUCCACUACAACUACUACCACAUGUACUACUUCCACUACAACGACUACCACAUAUACUACUUCCACUACAACUACUACCACAUCUACUACCACAUAUACUACUUCCACUACAGCUACUACCACAUGUACUACUUCCACUACAGCUACUACCACAUAUACUACUUCGACUACAACUACUACCACAUAUACUACUUCGACUACAACUACUACCACAUCUGCUACUACCGUCCAAACUCUUACUACUUCAACUGCUACCACUACUACUGCCACUGCUACUGCUACUAG